GGCCAUCCAUAAAACUUCCGUUAGAUUGACACCUAUAAUUUUGUUUGGUGUUUUGUAUCCAAAAACCCUAAUUUCUUCGAUUUGGUCUGAGACCCUGAGACCCCUUGCCUAUACCGCUCUCCCUCGCUCUCUCUCGAUCCAUCGAUUGCCGCUGCUUCUUCCUCUACACAAGGAACAAUUGAAUUAUUCAAUUCCAGAGAGAUGUUACCAGCGUCCAGAUCUAAGUCCAAGGACAAACGAGCGGGUAAGGAGCCACAGAAGGCUUCUUCCAAGCCGUCAGCACCACCUAGCACAGGUUCUGGUACCCCAACUAGUGGAUAUAAUCCGCUUUUGGGAACAUUCCAUACGCUCGAAACAGCAUCAUUGUCUUCCGCCUCAACCCUAAAUAGUAAUGGUCGCUUCCGGAACAUAGAUGAUACAGAUGAGAAUAGUGGAAGCUCACCUGGAACUGGAUUUGAAUAUGAUGCUAUUUCCAACAAUGAUAGUUGGUCGGGUGAAUCAGAAGACCACAAAGAGAAAACAUCUAAUCCAACUGGGAAGCAGGGGACAAUACCAGGGGCUGACAACGACAAGCGAGAAAAAAUCCGUCAGAAGAAUGAGAGAAAACAUCUGCGCCAGAAGGAGAGAAGAGCCCAGGAUUUGCAUGAGCGAUGCAGUGGCUAUCUAAUGUCAAGAAAGCUGGAAGUACUGGCUCAGCAGCUUAUGACGAUGGGUUUUUCUUCAGAAAGAGCCACCAUGGCUCUUAUAUUGAACGAAGGCAAAGUAGAGGAAUCAGUGGCAUGGCUAUUUGAAGGGGGUGAAGAAGCAGAUAACCACAAAGGCCAAAACCUUGAUGGUGGGAGUAAUUUGAAAAUUGACAUAGCGGAAGAGCUUGCUAAGAUUGCAGACAUGGAGAUUAAAUACAAUUGCUUGAGGCAGGAUGUUGAAAGAGCAAUUGUUGCAGGUGAGGGUGAUCUUGAGAAGGCAGCAGAGACCUUGAGAGCACAGAGGCAUGACCCACCUGCGACACCAAAGCCAGAAGCAACUGGUGAUCCUCCAAAUAUCAAUAAUGGUAGGCCCUCGGUUGCUGUCACUCAGAACCUGUUGAGGGCACAAUCAAAAUCCAAUUCAUCUUCAACAAUACAAACAAGAAAGGAAGAAAAAGAUUUCAACUACACAAAAACAGCAGUUGGAGUCCCAGCAUGUUUGGAAGCCGGGAACAAAAAUGUGCCACCUGCAAAAAGGAUUCCACCAAAACUGGAGUGGGCAAAACCGCAACAAAUUGCAACACCGGCUGAGAAAAGGUGGCCAAGUGCUGGUUCAAAUCCUUCUGUUUCCUAUUCUGUGGCAUCAUCAUUGGUGCCGCCUCCACCACCUAAGGCAGAAACCCGAUAUGUGGCUGUUGGGAGUGAACCUAAAACCCUUCAACCGGGGUCAUUGAGGGAACCAGUUAUUGUGAUGCAGCGGCCCCAAUCCAUCAAUUCUGAACAGGUCCUAGCUAGCAUAAGCUCUUCUCCUGGAGCAGCUGCUGGUUGGUACCCUAAUAAUGUUGAAGUAAUGAAGUCGAAUGGGUUGUUGUCAAACAUUAUUACCGCUAGAAGCCUCAGCCCUAACAAUUUAAGUGCAAAUCAAUUGUACCACCACCAUCACCAUCAAGCCCAACUCGUUUCAAGUAGCAGCCCGGUUGUCCCCCCAGGAGCUAUCCAGGGGAAUGAUUCCUGGAGCAGAAUGAGCACAUCUCCCAACCUUUCUGCUGCGUCCUCCCUUGGCCUUUUCUCUUGGUUGGGUUCAAACAAUUUGGCAGGUUCAUCUUCUUCAGUAGAUUGGAGCUCGGGUGGUUCAAUGAAUCAAUUAGAUUACACCAACAUAGACUGGUCUUUGGAUCGUAGUUCACCAUUGUCAACCAACUCAAGCGGGUUGUGGCAGGGGCUGGCUUUUAUGAACAAUCCCACCCCCAUGUAUGAUUCAAGUACUCCAGGAAUGGGUGUUAAGCCAACCAUGAGUACAGCUCUCCCCAAUGGAAACAUGAUUUCUAACGCACUCCUGCAGGAUGGUGGAGUGGCGUCUGCUGAAGCAUCUGCUGCUAGUUCUCGAGAGUGGACUUCACCUUUCGAAGGGAAAGACCUUUUUAGCUUACCCAGACAGUUUGUUUCUUCUCCCUCUCAGUGAGAGUGAGGCACGAAGAAUUUGAAAAAAUAAAUGGAUUAAAAAAUGAAAAGACCCCCAGAAAAAGGAAAUGCUUGAAUUUUUUUGUUGA
Messenger RNA from Vitis vinifera (wine grape), 2236 nucleotides. RefSeq lists its product as uncharacterized. The record is from RefSeq and is a predicted model, not a curated record. The coding region runs from base 202 to 2148 and encodes 648 amino acids. Lineage: Eukaryota; Viridiplantae; Streptophyta; Magnoliopsida; Vitales; Vitaceae. The transcript has 2 exons. Gene Ontology annotation, molecular function: protein binding.